AUGGAGUCCACGUUUCUCGAUUAUCGUGAACAAGGACAGCGGGACAGGGAUUACGGUCGAGCGUUGAUCACGAGUGUGAGCAAUAGAAUCAAGGCAGAAUUUGCUGGUCUUGAAAAUGAAAUGGCCAAAGGUCGUACAACGCAACAGCUACAAGAUCAGACUGGAGAAAAACGUCCUACGACGCCACUGUUACGGGCUCAGAUUGCGAGGGAGGAUCUUGUCUUUAUGGUUCUGCUGAUUGAGAUGUAUGGCAGCCAGGUUGUCAUACCUUCAGGUAAUUGUAAGCAUGACUGGAUCGCUGAACAAGUGUGGUUCAAGCAAGAAGACCUGAUUUCGUCGAUCAUCCCAACGCUUCACUACCACUUCGAUGGAAAACCUGUAUGGGUUUGCGACAGGACCGUUGGUGCCUACUCGCCUCACCCGCACGUUAUACAUCCUCCCUUGACAUCAUGUCCGAACCAUGGGCUAGGAGCAAGUUGCGAGACUAUGAUUAUGACAGUUCCUCUAGAGCUGCGCCAUAUCCUGUGUAUACCAGUUGCUGAUAUUCCAACGCGCAAAUGUAUCGAACAUGCCUACAGGCCUCCGCGAACAAGAUCUGCCCGUUUAGUGGCUGGUUUUACCACUAAAACUGCGAAUCAUGCACCACCCGCAUCAGCUACUCAUGCUCAUCAUGGGCCUUCUGCUCUAUCAAUCUUUCUGACCAACCUCAAUCUUCUUGAUCUCGACCAACUUCAAGACUGGCCUGCCAUUUGUGCCGAGACCUUUGCGACAGACGGCACAAGCGCGCAGGGUCUAAAGAAGAGAGUCCAUUGUGUGGAAUGGGCUCUGUUUCACCUCUUCUCAUUAUGGGAUCCUGAAGAAACAAAAAAAAAACACGCUAACCCACAUCAGAAACUUAAACCAUUCUUUCCUCCUCUCGAUCAAACUCAAUCCGUCAACCUCCGUGCCGCCUUGUUAAGAGCUCUCGAAGCAGCCAAGAAGAAUGGAGUGCUUGGAAGGGAUGCCAUCGUGCGAAAGACCAUGCUGGACGAAUGUCGAGGAGAAAGACUGGAAGAUGUCCUUGCUGCGUUUUCAUCUGCUGUUCUCAAGCAUGUUAUUGCCCAAGAGGUAGCAUCAGGCAGUGAAUACAAAGCUCUUGCACUUGAUAUGGCCGUCGAGGAUCGAGGAUACAAGAGCGAUAAUACAGACCUCACCACCAUGGUUUUGGCGCACAGGGUUGCCAUCAGUCGCAUAUUAAAUAGCAAGGUGGCAGCUAGCUCAAGGUUUCACGACUUUGCCGAUUUAUUAACGGUCAAGGAAAAGGGCAUUGCCCGGAGGAGAGAAGCACUGGAUGCUCUCCAAGGUGGCACGACCAUAUCUGAUGAUGCUAGACGCGAGAUGUGGCGUACACUCCGAAACAACUGGUCCGGCAACGAACGAUGGAUGGAGACUCUGCUCUAUGGAGAUGCCAGCGUGAAAAAGGACGCCCUUCUUGGAAUGCCCUUCGAUCGUGUUUGGCGACGGGUACAGCAAGGCCGACUCGACGAACUCGAAGAGCACAGCACUGGCCUCUUGGAACAACUCGAUAGUCGAGUGCGCGUACAGAGAGAAAGACUCCAGAAGUGGCAAAGGUUUCGCAAUGAAAUGUCCGCCGACCAACCCGGUCCAUCUCCGACAAAGGUCCAGCGAAAGGAGAAGGACAGCGGCAUUGACUUUGGAUUCGGCGCUCACGAAGCGUUGCUUCUCGGCAAAGUCAGCCCAAAGAAGGCGGCAUUUGGAAAACCGAAACUUUUGAGCGAGUACGAUGACCUUGUACGCGACCUGGAACUGGAGCUCCAAAGAGCGAAACCACAAAAGUCGUCAGCUCUUGACUUUUUACAGCGUCCUGCCUCCCAAAACGCACCAGUGAUCAGCAUGCCAGUCUGCGAGCCUGAGGAGGAAGAGGAAGAAGCUAUCAGUGAAUUGGAAGACGAAGACGGAUUCCCCGAAUCACCUAUCAAGACGUUCAAGUCGAAGCUGGAUUUGGCAAAGCGAUUCCCAGUACGACCAAAGCUUUCUCAUACCAGCGACUCUUUUGCUUCGGUCUCUUCAAGUGCUAGAAGCCUUCGUAAACCAUCCCAAGACGAGGCGCGCAUCCUUCGUGCUUCGUCGGUCGAGCGAACCAGCUCCCCUGAGCCAGAGGACGAGCCAGCCGCAGCAUCUCCACGACCUGAGUAUGACGUUUCACCCCAGCUUUCACCUCAUAUAUCCCCCCAACCAUCCCCACCACUCUCGCCUCUACCACGUCAAGAGUCACCAGAGCAGAUGCCUACACGGCUAUCUCCGACACAAGAGAUGGCAGACCACAUCCUUGAGUCUAUGGACAUGGCCUCACCAUCGCCUGUCAAACGGCCGAGAAAACGACACACACUUUCGCUUGCUGAGCGGACACGUCUGACAAUGGCCCGUGAAUCACUUGAUGAUCCAGAACCCGAUGAUCUGGAACUCACUCCACCACCCACAGAACCUGUUCCUGCAGAGGACCCCAGUCCGACACUUCCCGAAGAAGAAUUUGAUCUCCUUGCUCGAACUCAGAAGAGCAUGGCUGGUUUUGAUAAGGCGAGACAAAAGGCACAAAUGGAAAGACGACGUUCGUUGAAGAAACCAAAGGUACCCCCCAAAAAGGAGGCCAGUUACUACUUUCCCAAGGUCGAGGAGGAUACCACUGUCAUUACAGAUGAGUUGAUGGCGCAGGAGGAUAUGGAGGCGGUGUUUAGAUCACGACCCAAGAUCAAGGCCAGCCCGGUACCGAGCCCAACCAGGGAGUGGGACGACGACUAUGUGUAA
Messenger RNA from Fusarium graminearum PH-1, 2805 nucleotides. RefSeq lists its product as uncharacterized. Lineage: Eukaryota; Fungi; Ascomycota; Sordariomycetes; Hypocreales; Nectriaceae. The coding region runs from base 1 to 2805 and encodes 934 amino acids. The transcript has 3 exons. The record is from RefSeq and is a predicted model, not a curated record.